This is a messenger RNA of Limulus polyphemus (Atlantic horseshoe crab), 2576 nucleotides long. RefSeq names its product NAD-dependent protein deacetylase Sirt6-like. The coding region runs from base 264 to 1103 and encodes 279 amino acids. NCBI's taxonomy places the organism in Eukaryota, Metazoa, Arthropoda, Merostomata, Xiphosura, Limulidae. Gene Ontology annotation, molecular function: NAD+ binding. The transcript is spliced from 6 exons. The record is from RefSeq and is a predicted model, not a curated record.
UAUAUAUAUAUAUAUAUAUAGAAGUCAGUUAAAAUUGGUGCACUGAUUUCGAAAUGUAGUAGUAAUUUCACAGCACAGGAAACUGCGGUAAUAACUAAUGUUACAUAUCUUUUGUCUUUGCGACAGUAAAAAGCUGUAAGUCUUUAUAGUGCGUUUCACAUCGGGAGAACGAACGAAAGUAGUGGGAUACCAUACUGUUGAUUGCUUCAAUAAUAACAAUAGUACUUAAGAGAUAACAUAGUGCUACAAAUACAAUAUAAACAAUGUCGUGCAGUUAUGCGGAUGGCCUGUCCAAAUAUGAAAACAAAGGAAUAUGUGGUUUACCUGAGGUACAUGACCAAGAGGAUGAUCUGACAAUAAAAGUUAUUCAACUUGUUCAGUGGAUUCGAGAGUCGAAGCAUGUGGUGGUACACACUGGAGCUGGUAUUAGUACAGCAGCAGGAAUUCCAGACUUCAGAGGACCAAAUGGUGUGUGGACUUUAGAAGAACAAGGAGAGAAACCUCAGAUCAACAUUUCAUUUGAUUCUGCCAUUCCAACAAAAACUCACAUGGCUAUAGCAGAAUUUGUAAAGCUAGGAUUAAUUCACUUUGUAGUGAGCCAAAAUGUAGAUGGUUUACAUUUGCGCUCAGGCCUUAAUCCAGAGAAAUUUUGUGAGCUUCAUGGUAACAUGUUCCUAGAAAAAUGUAAACAGUGUCAGAGGCUGUUCAUCAGAGGUAAAGCUUCAGUGACUGUGGGCCAGAAGUGCACUAAUCAAGCAUGCCUUUGGAGAAAACCAAAUGGACGAAUGUGUAGAGGUAAACUCCAUGACACAAUAUUAGACUGGGAGGAUGAACUUCCCGAAAAAGACUACGAGUUGGCUGAUGCUCAUUCCAGGGCAGCCGAUCUUAGCCUUUGUUUAGGAACAACCCUUCAAAUAGUUCCUAGUGGAGGAUUACCUCUUCUUACUAAAAAAAAUGGUGGACGCUUAGUGAUUUGUAACCUUCAACCUACAAACUGUCUACCUUUUGUUUCAUGUGAACAUGUGCCAAACAACAUGAACAUAUUUGGAACAGUUUUUCAUCUGUGCCAGCAGCAGUGCACAUGUGCUGUCCAGGAUCCCUAGCUUUUAUUGUAACAGAUAUAUAUAUAUGAGCAUAUUUUGAACUUUGCAGUUUAUGUAACACUUGGUUGAAAACAAGACAAUUAUUCCAUCUGGUUAUCUGUUUAGUUGGUGACAAUUUCCUUCAAAUUUACAACAUUCAGACAUAUAAUAACUUUGCUUUUCCAGAUAUCAGCUAGAUUACACAAGUGUAGGCAGUGUUACUUUUAUUUUUAACUGUGAAUUAUUUCUAAUGCUUCAGUUCUAUGUAAUUUGCUUAUUUUCUCUAACUCUUAUGAAACUGUUUGUUUCAUUAUCAUAGAAGUAUCUUUGUAUGGUUAUUAUAUUACAACAGCAUGCAUAUAUAUAUGAUUUUUCAACAGUGACUGGGUUGCAAAAGUAACACCCAGAAUAAUUACAUUUUCUGAUUUUAUUUUCUGUUGCAGUGCUAAUGGUCACAUCAAGGUCUGAGCAUCGAUUUUAUAUAUAUUUAUCACCGAUUACUUAAAGUAAUGUUGGCUUCUUUUAUUCUUGAGUAGAUCAUCUAUUUCAUUAUUUAUCAUUAGCUAAGUCUAUCACAUAGGAUUUAGUGCCUGCUUGACUGUUAUGAUUUUCCUCAUUGUGUUUCCUAAUCUGAAGAGUAUUUUUGACAAAGAAUUUUCAAUAGUACUUUUUUCAUAUAAAUUUAUUGAAGGAGUAAAAUUUAGUCUUAUUGAUGAUUCCUGUAACUUAGUUUUUAUAGGAAAAGAUUUUGGGGAUUCAUAAAGUAUCUUUACAUGGUUUUGUUGUUGUUAUAUGGCCCUACUAAGGUUGUAUCUCUGAAAAAAACAGUUUGUUGACUGUUAGUUCAUUCAGGAUAUAGUAAGUUUUGACCUUGUUAGAGAAGAGAACAAAUUAUUUGUCCAUUAUUUAGUUAUAUACUUUAAGCGUAUUAUGCUGUGUAGGAGCCUAGUCAUGUAUCAUUUUUAUGUGUUUAUGCAAAUUUCUUUAUAGAUAACACAUUAUGCAGUAACAUCAUUGAACUUCUUAUAUUGUAAGACAGUCAAUCAUCUUGAUGAAUGGUAUUUUCCUGAAAUGCCCCCCAAAAACGUUUUAGGAAUUCUGUUGUACUAACUUUAUUCUCUUUGAUGUGAAUUAUUUUUGUAUUAUCUUCCAAACUCUGAAUAAUACAAAGAACAAAUUUUUUUUUUCAACAUCUCUAAAAUCAUGUUUGUUUUCUUAAAUAACCUUGGUAAUGAAACAUUACAGUAGUUGUAUACUUUGAAGAUUAAAUGAUUGUGAAAAGGUCAACAGAAUUCUAACAGUAGAUAGCUGUAUGAAAACCAGAUGUGGACCACCAACUUAUAACUAUCCAUCCAUAAAUAUAUUGAAUAAGUUGGCAUUUAUUGUGGAGUUUUCUUUAUGUGUGUGUAUAAAAAACAACAAAAAAAUGUAUAUAUACUAGUCAAAGAUUUUCAGCAUUUGAUAUGAAAAAUAUUGACAUCUAAACAACAUAAA